UGAAACAUGAAUCUCAAUGGCAAUGUGGCAGCUCGCAAUAUGAGGCGCAGCGGACAAACUCGGCCAAAGCCGGCGUGGAAAAUGAAAAACAUUCUACGUUUAUCAGAUUUCCCGAGUCAUGCCCCAUCACCCAAGUUCCUGAAAAAUCCAUGCUCAUGGUUACCAAGCUAAAUUAAUUUCCCUCCUUCUGGGCCUUCUGGGCUCUCUCCCUCUCUCUCCUUCUCUCCUGCCAAGAUUCAUUCGCCAGACCCGGGGGAACCAUUACUUUUGCAAUCAAUUAAUUCUGAGAUUGCAAUUAGGACUUUGGAAUGAUUCACUGCUACUGCCAACAGAGUCAACUUACUUACAGGAUUGAAUCUUAAAGGGGUCGGUCGGAUUUGAUCCUACAGAAGACAAGCUUCCGGAAGUGGUUGCUACAGUAGGUGUUUGUUUCGACGAGAUGCAGUCCAGGGUUGCUGCCGUCGAAGAAGGAAAAGAAACCGCGGUUUCGACCAGAGCGAACCAAUCCAAAGCCUUGCCACAGAGAUUGUUGCAGCUACUUGUGCUGUUUCUUGCUCUAUGUGUUGCGUUUACAGUUAUCAGUAUAUACAUGGUUAAGCAUUUUGGGGUUCAGAAUUUGGUCACAUCUGUAAAUUCCAGUCUUCAGCCUUGUUACGAGGAGCCGAAUGGUCUGGAGAAAUAUGUUAAGCCUCCUUCAAAUCUGAUCCAUAACAUGACUGAUGAACAACUAUUAUGGAGGGCCUCCUUUGUGCCUCGAAUCAAAAAGUAUCCUUUUCGAAGAGUUCCAAAGAUUGCAUUUAUGUUCUUGACCAAGGGACCAUUGCCUCUUGCACCUCUCUGGGAGAGGUUUUUUAAGGGACACGAGGGAUUUUAUUCGAUCUAUGUUCAUUCAUUGCCAUCAUUUCAAGCUAAAUUCCCACCUUCAUCUGCUUUUCACAACAGACAAAUCCCUAGCCAGAUUUCUGAGUGGGGAAGGAUGAGCAUGUGCGAUGCUGAAAGAAGACUACUUGCUAAUGCAUUACUUGAUAUUUCCAAUGAGCGGUUUGUUUUGCUGUCCGAAUCAUGCGUCCCGGUCUAUAGUUUUAGUGUCAUCUACAAUUACAUAAUGCGAUCAAAAUACAGCUUCAUGGGAGCAUUUGAUGAUCCUGGGCCAUUUGGCAGAGGUCGCUAUAACGAGCACAUGUCUCCUGAUGUGAAUAUCACAGAUUGGCGUAAGGGGUCUCAAUGGUUUGAAGUAAAUCGGAAACUUGCUAUCAACAUAGUUGAGGACACUAGAUUUUAUACAAAAUUUGAGCAAUAUUGUAGACCGGCUUGCUACGUGGACGAGCACUAUUUCCCAACGAUGCUGACCAUUGAAGCAGGGAAUAUGUUGGCGAAUAGGAGCGUGACUUGGGUGGACUGGUCCAGAGGAGGAGCUCACCCAGCCACCUUUGGAGGAUCAGACAUCACAGAGGAGUUUUUCAGAAGGGUUCGUGAAGGUCAUCGCUGCCUUUAUAACAAUCGAAACUCUUCCGUUUGUUUUCUUUUUGCCAGAAAAUUUGCUCCCAGUGCUUUGGAACCUCUGCUACACAUUGCACCCAAAGUUUUGGGCUUCUGAUCCAUAUUCUUAUUAUUCAUUACAAAUAUAGGGAAUUAUAUGGAUUUCGAAAUCAGAUUUUUUUUUUUUUACGUGUUUUUCUUUCAAGUUGCCCCAUGCAUAUUGGUUGUUGGUAGUAAUAUAACCUCACUUUUUUUUUUUUGAUUGAGUAUUUUGUCCAUGCCUUUUCUUGAGGCCUAAAUAUCUUUAUUGACUGUACUGUUCAUAACGGAAAUGCUUGAUUUCUCAUCACAUUCGACUAUUUCAGCCAAAUUUAUGUUCAAUAUUGAGCGAGGGUUUGAUGUGAUUUA
This is a messenger RNA of Prosopis cineraria, 1887 nucleotides long. Its product is annotated as glycosyltransferase BC10-like. Gene Ontology annotation, molecular function: glycosyltransferase activity. Gene Ontology annotation, cellular component: membrane. Bases 440 to 1597 code for a protein of 385 amino acids. Lineage: Eukaryota; Viridiplantae; Streptophyta; Magnoliopsida; Fabales; Fabaceae. The record is from RefSeq and is a predicted model, not a curated record. The transcript has 3 exons.